Messenger RNA from Maudiozyma saulgeensis, 1869 nucleotides. NCBI's taxonomy places the organism in Eukaryota, Fungi, Ascomycota, Saccharomycetes, Saccharomycetales, Saccharomycetaceae. The record is from the annotation of a GenBank genome assembly.
AUGAGUAAUAGUAUUACAACUUUUGUUCUGCAAGGAUUGCUGCUCAUAACUGGGUUGGUAAUUGCUACAGAUGAAUCCUUGAGUAAUACAGAAACAAAAGAUAUAAAUGAUCAGAAAUUUCGAACAAUAGAUACGGGGAUACAAUUCCCAUACGAAGAACGUUUGAAUGUGAGACCGUUGCCUCAUAAUCAUUUACUUUCUUCCUUCGAAUUUCAAAUGAACUCAGAGCCAUUUUUCCCAAGUGACUCUUCAUCAAAUUUCGACAAAUAUGACCAUUACACUAUCUUUCCAAAAGCAAUUGAACCACUUUUACGCCGUACCGAUGUAAGACAACUUCAUUUGAGAUUCACAAGGGGGUUUUGGGAUUCAGAAGAAUGGGGACGUUUACCACAUGACGGUUUUAAAUCAGGUGGAUCUGGUGUUGAAUUAUGGGCCUUAAUUGAAGGAAAUUCAAAGAAAGACGCCUAUAAGAAGUGGAAAUCGUUGGCUAACUCAUUAAGUGGUUCAUUUUGUGCUUCAAUUAAUUUUAUUGACCUCUCCAAGACAAAUUAUCCAGUAUUUUCUUUCAAUCCACAGGAAAGAGAAAACGAAGGAAUACCUUUGUUUAAUUCGACGAAUAACCUUUAUUUGAUGCAUGCUUCACUUGCUAAUGAACCUAUUUGUACAGAAAACUUAACUCCUCUGUUGAAAUUGUUGCCAAGUAAAGGAAAGUCAGGAAUAUCUUCUUUACUUGAUGGUCAUAAACUUUUUGAUUCCAUAUGGCAUAACAUGGCCAUUGAUAUAACAACUCAAUGUGUUAAUGAUGAUAGUUACUCGAACAGUGGAGAAUGUUUUUACGAAAUGGAAGCUAAUGUUGAUGUUGUUGCCCAUAUUCCUAGUAUUUUGGCCAGAAACAAGAACCCAAUCCCAAAGCCAUUAGGAGGUGAUGAUUUACAUUGUGAUUUAUCCAAACCAUAUGAUGCUUAUCAAUGUUUCCCAUCACCAGAAACUUCAGAAAUAUCAUUUUCAUUAUCCGAUAUAUUUGGUAAGAAUAUUUCUGGUUCAAAUGAUUUAUCUUUCACGCAUUCUAGAAUUUGUGCUUCAAUUAGUGAAAAUUGGUUAGCAACCAUCAAAGUAGAUGAUGGUCUGUUUGGUACUGACGAUAAUUGUUUUGAUCUUACUGAAAAUCGUAAUUACGAUAUAUAUAUGGAAUCAGGAAGUAGCAAUAAAGUGGCACGAAAUGAUGAUGUUCCAAUCUAUGUUAGUAGAUCGCUUACAGGUUAUGGUCAAGAUCACGGGGGCCUGCGUACCGUCUUCUCGAAUCCAACAUUAGAACCUGUCAGAUUAUCAUAUUAUGAGUCUCUGCCUUGGUUCAUGAGAAUAUAUCUGUCUACUUUAAAGAUGGAAGUUACCUCUGAUAUCUACCAGAAUCUCACAUUUAAUGACAUUGUCGAAUCACAAUACUAUAUGCCUGCAAUUGAUCGUAAAAGAUCUACUCAACUUGAAUUCAUAAUGACUAUACCUGCCAACUGUACUAUAUCUCUGACUUAUGAAUUUGAUAAAGCAUUAUUACACUUUACUGAAUAUCCACCGGAUGCUAACCACGGGUUUGAAAUCGAAUCCUUAAUUAUUACUAUUCUUGAAUCUGCUCCAUACCAACUCCGUACUGCAACUUUGUUGUUGUAUUUAUCAACCCCAGAUUUCAGUAUGCCAUAUAAUGUUAUUAUCAUCUCUUCUACAAUUAUGGGAUUAAUCUUUGGUACUCUAUACAAUUUGAUUACCAAGAGAAUGGUUACUAUGGAUGAAGCAGAAAAGAUAUUAGCGACAAGAUCUAUUAAAUAUAAAGUAAUGAUGUUGAAGCAAAGAAUACUGUCAAAACUAGGUUUCUAA